Molecule: messenger RNA, 1635 nt
Organism: Seminavis robusta
Lineage: Eukaryota; Bacillariophyta; Bacillariophyceae; Naviculales; Naviculaceae
Source: the annotation of a GenBank genome assembly
UUCGUGCUUAUUCAUCCUCGAGAAGUGAGUGACCAAGUCUGAAGCGAUGCAGCACUGUACUGUAUUACCCACCAGCAUGUCUGUUAGAGGCUUACACCAAGCAUCGAAUACGCACAGUCCGAUCUGUUGCUAUCUACUGGCUUCUUUCCUUGCUUGUUUGUCCUUGUUUCGUGCUUGUUUGGCCUUUGAGAUGGUCGAGUAUGGCUCUCAUUGUUUCUAUUUCAUGAUUCAUUUAUACCCUCGUUUUAACCUCACUUGAUAGCCAUGCCCGCCAUUGAUGACAAAAGGAGUUCUUCCUUUGCAGAUUCCAUUGAUCGCGCAGGUUGGGAGGAUAACAACCAAGAGAAUAAUGAAAGUGGCAUAUCACGCCAAUCCCAAGUGGUGGUCACCAUUAAACGCCAAGUCCCGAUUCCCGAUCCUCGCAAAGUGGAACAAUGCCGUCGCUUGCCGGAAUAUGGACCCCGCAUUUUGUGUUUUAGUGGCGGCAGUGCCCUCAAAGAUGUCAGUUCCUGCUUGAAGCAAUACACACAUCAUUCCAUUCACUUGAUUACACCGUUUGAUUCCGGUGGCAGUUCGGCCGAAAUUCGCAAACACUUUCAUAUGCUCAGUGUGGGAGAUUUGCGCAAUCGGUUAAUGGCACUCUCGGAUGAUUUGUCGCAAGACAAUGUGCAUGUCAAACAGUUGUUUUCCCAUCGACUCGACAAACACGACGAACUAUUGGCACAAACCGAAUUUUCCGAAUUGGUUCAAGGUCACCACGAAUUGUGUCGCGCCGUGUCAUUGCCACUCCGUCGCAUCUUGACGAGUCAUUUGCGAUGGUUUCACAAUCGCAUGCCGGCCGAGUUUGAUUUGCGAGGUGCAUCCAUUGGCAAUCUCAUUAUUACCGGAUGUUAUCUGGAACAUCAUGCGGAUGUCGUCACGGCCAUUUACCUUAUUUGGACGCUGUUGGGCGUCAAGGGUGUCGUACGACCCAUUACCGGAGCCAAUUUGCAGUUGCGAGCGCGGUAUCAGGACGGCACCACACACGUGGGGCAACACUUGUUGGGAAAAGAAUUGCCCGUGGGGAAGCAUGGAAGAAUUGAACACAUUGAUUUGGUCGACUCAUUACUACAGGAUGAUGCCACGACACGACAAGAUUCCAAAACCUGUCACAUUGAUAGCAUUUCGGCGGAACUCUUGGCAUCGGCCGAUGUCCUUUGCUAUCCCAUGGGAUCCUUUUUUGGAUCCGUCUUGGUGAAUCUCUUGCCGCGAGGAGUCGGUCGCGCCAUUGUCUCACGACAGUGUCCCAAAAUCUACAUUCCCAACACCGGGAUCGAUCCCGAAAUGGUCGGGCUCACGUUGGCAGAUUGCCUCCAACGCAUUAUUGACAUGGUGCGAGUGGAUACGAAGGAGACGGAUGCAAACGUGGACCGAAUCAUCAACUUUGUACUGGUGGAUACCACGCAUUGUCACUACUGUAUCGACAUGGACAAGGACAGAAUACGAGACACGUGGGGGGACAGUGUGGUCAUACUCGAUCUGUGUCUCGUGGAUGACGCCACCCGAGACGCUUUGCGCAGUGGCAGCAUACAGGAAAAAUGCCACGAGUUGAACGCGCAAAAGUUGGUGGAAGUCCUCCUCACCCUGGGCUCCUAG